AUCACCAGAUGUCUGAUUACAAGACCGUGGUACAGCGGCCAAUGUCUGACCCAUUCCACCCAGGAGAAAAUGUGACUCUGCAGUGUACAGUGCUCUCUGAGACCUGUACAGCAGAGCACAGUGUGUACUGGUUCAGAGCAGGAUCAGGAGAAUCCCAUCCAGGAGUCAUUUACACCCCUGGGAACAGGAGUGAUGAGUGUGAGAAGAGCCCUGAGACUCCCUCUCCUACAAAGAGCUGUGUCUACAACCUCUCCAAGAACAACCUCAGUCUCUCUGAUUCUGGGACUUACUACUGUGCUGUGGCCACAUGUGGGGAGAUCCUGUUUGGCAAUGGAACAAAAUUGGACAUGGCCACUAUCAAGAAAUGGAACAAGUCAGAAAAGGCUCUGGUAGUGGUUGUUGUAGGUUUGGCAGUGGCGUUGGUGUUGUGUGGGAUUGGGAUCAUCUUCCUUGCCUGCAACAGAAGUAAAGAGCAAGUCUGUGAAAAUUGCAAAGCAGUAGGUACCUGUCCAGGAGGCAGACAUGACGGAUUAAGGGGAGAACAGGCUCAAGAUGGAGUUACGUUGAAUUAUGGUGCAUUGAAUUUCUCUGAGAGGAAAACUAAAAGAGGAAGAAAGAAGAGAGAGACACCACAGGAGAGUGUGUACUCUGAUGUCAGGUUCUCAGAACGGGAGUGAACUUAGCUUAAUCAUUCUAAAAUGUAACAUUAAUAAUACUUACAUUUGUAAGUCAGUGCCCCUUGUACACAGAGAAAUUGAAAAUAUGAAAAUAUGACAAAUGUAAUAAAAUAAAUAAAAAAUCAUGAUC
This is a messenger RNA of Coregonus clupeaformis (lake whitefish), 807 nucleotides long. RefSeq lists its product as uncharacterized. NCBI's taxonomy places the organism in Eukaryota, Metazoa, Chordata, Actinopteri, Salmoniformes, Salmonidae. The coding region runs from base 9 to 677 and encodes 222 amino acids. The record is from RefSeq and is a predicted model, not a curated record. Gene Ontology annotation, biological process: response to bacterium. The transcript has 4 exons.